Molecule: messenger RNA, 7398 nt
Organism: Cynoglossus semilaevis (tongue sole)
Lineage: Eukaryota; Metazoa; Chordata; Actinopteri; Pleuronectiformes; Cynoglossidae
Gene: ahctf1
Product: AT hook containing transcription factor 1
Exons: 39
Coding region: 372-7163 (2263 amino acids)
Source: RefSeq, a predicted model, not a curated record
UGUUUUAAAACAAAACGACGAAGAAGAGGAAGAAGUACGGCUUCGAGGUGUUUGUAUAAAAUUCAGGGACGCUGUUUCGUGAAGGAUCAGUUCAAUGUGUAUUUUAAAACAUAACGGAUUAUGAUACAGACACAAGGAGAACCAGAGACUGUUGGCGAAUCAGCGAGCGCUUGAGGCUACCGUAGAAGCUGCAGCGCCAUCGGACAGGUCACUGAGCCCUGUCCGUUCAUGGAGACAGGAACUUGUGCUCCAUAGCACCGCGUUUUUCUACCGUUCUCUGCAGAUAGCCCACAGGUAGCUAACAUCGACAGGCUCUUCCUAAGUUGCACAAGGUCUAUGGGAGGUUUUGAUUCAUCUUCUGUUCGCCGUGAAUGAUGCAUCGUCUGAGUGGCCAGGCCACCAGCAGCCUCCUGCCCUUCUCAGCAGUGACAGUGGAAGCCCUGAGGGAGAAUGAGGUGACUCUGGACUCUGAUUUCCAGGGAAGGUUUACUGUUGGUCGGAGUGGCCUGGCCUGGCUGACAUGUGGCCCCCACCUGGAGGUCAUUAAUGUGGUCACAGGAGAUCGUCUAUCUGCAUAUCGUUUCAGUGAUGGAGGAGAAAGCCCCCCCACUGUCCUGGCUGUGAGAGACUUCAGCUGGCUGAAACGGUCUGGACUGCUGGUGGGGCUGGAGAAAGAUGAAGGCAACAUGUUAUGCCUCUAUGACCUGGGACUGUCAAGGGUGGUCAAAGCUGUGGUAAUACCCGGCAGGAUCACAGCCAUUGAGCCGUUGGUGAGCUACGGCGGAGCAAGCACUUCCACGCAGCACCUCCACCAGAGCCUGCGGUGGUUUUUUGGCAUUGCUGCGGUGGUCACAGAUCUUGGUCAUGUUCUGCUGGUGGACCUGUGUCUGGACGAUCUGUCAGGAAGCCAGAGUGAAGUGGAGGCUUCAACCCUGCAGGUAGUGACCAAGUCUCCAGCAGACAUCCCCAGGCUCAGGGAGGUGUGCACCAGGGAGGGUCGACAUAUCUGUUUUCAACUGAAUGGGCCCAGUGGUCCUGGAGUCACGGCGCUGCAGUACAUCUCCAGAACUAACCAGCUGGCUGUGGGCUUCUCCAAUGGAUACUUACAGUUGUGGAACCUCAAGACCCUCAAAAGAGAGUACCACUCCCAGUUGGAGGGUGGAGGGGUCCCUGUGUACACCUUCACAUUCCAGGAACCAGAGAAUGAUCCCAGGAACUGCUGCUACCUUUGGGCGGUCCAGUCUUCUCAGGACCUUGAGGGCGAUGGGGUCAGUCUGCGUCUGCUCCAGCUGGCCUUCAGUGAGAGGAAGUGUUUGUCUUCUGGAAAGAUCCUCUACGAGGGUCUGGAGUACUGUGAGGAACGCUACAGUCAGCUGCUGGGAUACACAGGGUUCCCACUCAGGGCCCCCACGACAAACACCCGCCUACUCCACUGCCAGACCAUUGAGAAAUACAGACCCCACCCUGACAGAGAUGACAGCAUGAACGAAGUUGCCUCUCCGGACACCAGCGUCGCCCUCUUCAGCUGGCAGGUCAAAGCCUACGGUCAGGGAAGCCCGUCCACCUACAUCGGGGUGUUUGACAUCAACCGUUGGUACCACGCACAGAUGCCAGACUCCUUAAGGAUGGGGGAGUCUCUGCAGAAUUGUCCUUACUUGGCAGUUUGGUCUCUUGACCAUGUGAUGCACAUGGUGUCCACACAUGUUCUCCUGGAUGUGGUGGUUCAUGAGCGGAGCCUGAGCCGUGGACUGCCUUUCACUCGCCCCCCACCAGAACAGUACUUCAAUCCCACCACCUACAAUUUUGAUGCCACCUGUCUGCUGGCCUCAGGGUUGGUGCACCUUACCUGUUCUGGGUAUCAGAAGGAGACCCUGAACUUUCUAAGAAAAGCGGCUCCUUGUUCUGCUGAUGUUAUAUCCACCAUCUACUCUCGCUGCCUCUCGUCCGGCCUCCUCUCAUCUCGACAGGCUGACACUCAGGCCAGCAGCCUCUCACAGGAGGAGCAGCUGGACGCCAUCUUGUCUACAGCAGUGGAGGCCAGCUCCCUGGGACUCAUCACAGGCUGUAUAAAGCAGUGGACUGCAGAAGAACAACCAGGCUCUGCCCUCAACCUGCGCUACAUUCUGGACUGGGCCUGGAACAAAGUGGUCCAGACCAAAGAGGAACUGAAUGGAAUCUGUGCUCCACUGUUCGACAGCUCUUCAAACUUCAUAGACCCUCAGACUUUGCAAUUGCUUCAGCACAACCAGAGGAUGCUGGGAAAUCUCAGCACCAUCUUUCACUGUCUGCUGACUGAAGCCCAGGAUCUGACACAGAAAGGUCUGGUGGGUCUGAUCAACAAGAACUUGGUGUCUCGUCUCAUCUCCCAGUACGCUCAGGUGGUGGUGUGGUUCUGUCGCACUGGCCUCCUCCCAGAGGGAUCAGAGGAAGAUCUGCUGCAGAUCUCCAGGCCGUUCUUCACCCACUCUGUCAUAAGCAACUACUACACCAUUCGCAGGGAGGAGCUGUCCAGCCUGGCCAAGGGUCAGUGGUCUGCAGACUGCCUGAUGAUUGAUGGUAUGGUGGCUCAGUGUGGUGAACAUCUAACCAGUCUUUGGAAAAGAGAUGAAGGGGGGACAGGCCAGUAUCCUCCCCCUACUCUGCAUGCCUUGUUGGACAUUUAUCUGCUGCACAACAUUGAUGAAACCACCAAGCAUGCUAUUGUGAUUUACCUGCUACUGGAUGUCAUGCACUCAUUUCCCAAUAAGGACGGAGCAUCAGUUCAUUCCUUCCCCUCCGCCUUUGCCAUCCCAGUGGGGCUAGUGAAGCUGGUGCAGGGCUUCUGGCUGCUGGAUCAUCACGGCUGGAGUUCCUUUGAGCUGCUCCUCCACCCUGCUGCCUCUGUGUACCACUUCAAAUGGCAGCAUGAGCGUGUUCUGAAUACUCUCAUGUGUCAGGGAAAACACUCCAUCGCACUGCGAUACCUGCAGCUGACCAAGCCACUGAUCAACUCCACCUCUCAGGCCAAACUGUGUCUGUCUGUGCUGCUACACAACAGGUGCCUCAGUGAGGCCUGGUCUUUAGUACGACAGCACUCAAAUCGAUUAAACAUGAGUGAGCUGCUUGAGGUCCUUUUUGAAAAGUGCCAGGAACUGGAUCUAAUCAAAGAGCUGUUCAAACUGCCGCUGCGCCAGAGGGAACAGGAAUGUCUGGAGAAGUUCCUCCAGGGAACAGGAGGCCUCCAAAACAGGGAACUGUUGAUGGUUUAUUAUCUCCAGCAGGCCAACUACAUCCCUGCUCUGCAGCUCAACCACAGACUCAAACUCAACCUGGUGAACGAGCGAGAUCCAAAGCUAAAAGAACGAUCCAACAGCAGGAACUCCAUCCUGGAACAGUACGGAAAAGUUCUACCCAAGGUUCAAAGAAAACUGGCCAUGGAUCAAGCCAAGCCGUACGAGCCACACUGCACAAUUCACAGACAGGUGUCUCGGCCACAGCCUCUGUCCACAGUCUCCAAACCCUCCACCAGUGGGAAAGUCAUGUCCAGGGCAGGAUUUAUCAACGAUGUCCUGACCAAGAUCCUGGAAGUGUGGGCUAACAAAGAUUCCACGCAGGAGUUGUCCCCAGCCAGGACCCCUAAAACAGCUGACUAUCAAAGCCCAGGUACCAGGACAUCAUCCCCUUCAGCACCCCCUGGUGAUUUCCUGGGAACUCCCUUCACUAUGACCAAUAAACGGAAGUCCAGGUUGAUGGAUUUGUUGGUCCAGCCCUCCUGUCAGAACCAGCAGUCUCUCCUCAGUCCUCCUCGAACUCCCAGGUCCUGGGUCUCUGUGAAAGGUGUUGGCAAAGCUCCAGAACUGAGUCUGCUGCAAACACCCCAGGUUGUCAAGAGAGCUCGGGCCUUGGCUGCCUCUGUCCCGGUCUUUUCGGCCUUCACUCCACAGUCCAUCCUCCGCAGCAGCCUGAGGCCCACACCUGUGGCUACACCUUCUGCCUCACCAGGGCGCUCCAUCACUCCUCCACUUCGCAGCAAAGAGAACCGCAUCACUUUCAUCGAAGAGGCAGAGUCUCCUGUUUCAGCGAAGGACAUCCAGUGGUCCAGUGGAAUGGCAGCAGGCAGUGAUAUUGGACUACUGACCAAAGGCUGCACACUGUCCAAGGCGACAGGAAAUACCUGGUCUUCACAACCUGCUGUGGAGGAAGAGACAGCAGAAGAAGAUGUCAUUGAGAACAUUCUGGAGAAGAAGGCUACAAACCAGAUGGAUGAUCAGUCUGAGAUGGACCGUGAAAAUAAGAACUAUGACUAUAUAGACAUGCCCAGUCUAGAAGAGAACACUGAUUCUGGUCCUGGUCCUGAAUCUCAGGAAAAAGAAACCACGGACACUGAACCAGAAUUUCAAUGUGAGGCCAAAACCCCCUGUGGAGCCACAGAAGAAGAAAGGGAAGCAGAGGAAGAUCCAGAAGAAUCCACAGACCUGACAGAGUUCGUGCAGCACCAUCUAUUUGGAGAUGAUCUGUCUUCUUCACUUACCCGUGCUGGAAUCCAUGACACGUCACACAAACACCAGUCCCUUAACAGUGAGUUUCUGGGUGAGAUGGAGAUGGUGGAACAGAUGGCAGUGGAGAGGACAGUCGCUUCUACCAGUCAGAAGUCAAACGUCUCAGUGACAUCAUCUGAACCGACGGCCACAGACUCUCACUCUGUUGUGACUGUAUACGACAGUGAAGAUCCCUCCAGCCCCGAGUCUGAGGGUGAAGAGGAGGAAUCUGAUCAUACUGAGGAGGAAAAGGAAGAAAAUCAGGAGGAGAUAGACUCUGGGAGUGAGGUGGAGAUCAUUCAAGAAGUGCAAGGCAGUGGGAGUCAGCCUCCCCCGGUGUCGACACCCCCCCCUCCAAGUGUAUCAGAACAGGAAGCUGCUCAAUUCUCCCUGUUUCCGGCUACUGUAGAGAUGAAGGCUGUAGAAGUGGACAUGGAGGAUGAGGUGGUGAUGGUCCGAGUCAGUACUGGUGAAGGAAGUAUGGAGGAUGAGGAGCAGGAAAGCUCCUCGUACAUGGAGCUUAAACCCUCCACCACAUUCCUGGUCCCGUUGGAGCUGGUAGACGGACAGCCUGGCCUGGUGGACAGCACUCACCUGGAACUACCUGACAUCGUGGAGGACUCGCCGGCUGAACACAGAAGCACAGAGUCUCACUGCAGCUUCUCUCUGAUGAUUGACAUGGAAGAUGAUGAGAAUGAAGAGCUGCUCAAAAUCACUCUGGAGAACGAUUUGCAAUCUUCUUGUCUACCAGGAGAAGACAAAGCCAUUCAGCUGGACACAGAUGAGCAGGAGACACCUGUCCAUGGAGAUCUAACACCUGAUGGUCAGUCUAAUCCAGGUGUGGAGAGCCUUCAGAUAAAGAAGGGAGAUCAAGGUAAAUCAGAAUCUGUAAUAGUUGAGGUUGAUCUGAACACAGAGCUGGGUGAGGCACAUGCAGAUACUACUGAACUCAGAGACUCAGAGUGUCCUACAGGCAUCAACACACCUGCUGAGGAGCAAAACCCACCUGAAGACAAUCAUAUCACUUCUGUGGAGGAAGAGGUUGGUGACAGUGCUGUGGAAGAGCAGCAGGUUUUGGAAGAGCAGCAGGUGGAGGAAGAGCAGCAGGUGGAGGAGGAGCAGCAGGAGGAGGAAGAGCAGCAGGUGGAGGAGGAGGAAGAGCAGCAGGAGGAAGAGCAGCAGGUGGAGGAAGAGGAAGAGCAGCAGGUGGAGAAGAAGGAAGACGGUCACAGAGCUUCAGCUGAAAGAAAAGAGAGUGCAGAAGUAACUGUGACAAAAAGAGUUACAAGAGGACGGCAGAGAAAAGAUGAUGACUCUGUGAUUACUCUGCCGCAGGAGCAACUACUCCUAGAAACUACUUCUUCUCAAAGAAAGAAGCCUCCUUCAACACCGACCAGGAGGAGCACAAGAAAGUCUGUUCAGUUUGUCUCCUUUCUCCCAGAGGAGCAAGACCAGGAGGUGAGAGUAGAGCCACAUAAGAUCUCUGCCUCUCCUCGACGCACACCCCGAAAAAGUCACCCUCGCACUGGUACACCUGCAAGGUCUACCCUCAAAGUUUUGCCAGAGCUGCCUACAGAGGUGGUGGAGGAGGACACACAGGCCUCAGACACAGAGCAGCCUCCCACAGAGACUUCAGCCGCUGAGGUGUCUUCUUCAGUGGUACGACGGCUCUCAAAAAGGAGCCGAGAGAGCAGCAUGAAGAUCAACACAGGAGGUCAAACAAAAGGAGAGGACGAAGACUCCAAGACCGAUAAAUCACCCAAACAACACCUGGCCCGGGCAACAAUUCCAAGAAAGUCCAGCAGGAGGACUCAAGGCAGCAGCAAGGUUGAGUCCACGCCACUGAAGAGUGUGGAAGAGCAAGAAAUUCUAGAUGAAGUUUUUGCACCUCUCCACCAACGCAGCUCCAGAAAGAUCAAGUUUGACCAGUCUGAAUUGCUCCUGCAAGAUGAGGAGGACGAAGGCAAGAAAGACCAGGAGCUUGGCAGGACAACCAGGAAGUCCCGCCGUAUCUCCCAGAAUGUUCAUUCACAGUUGAGGCAAAGGAGCAUCAGUGCAAACACCAAGGAGAGCGAAGAUGAGAAGAACAGCCACUCCGGCCCACUGACGAGGAACAAACUCUGGCAUCAUCCUGAGGAAGAUCUGGCUCUACUGAAGACUCCUCUGGAGGUGGACCACCAAACUCCAGUGGCUGACGCCCUCAUCAGGAGGCUACAGGAUGAGGAGGAGAAGCAGGACAGUGCUUCAGGUCCAGCCCAACAGUCCAUUAUCUACACACCUUCACGAAGAAGAACCCGAGCCAACCACAGAGGAGCGUCUCCUGGUCAGAGGGAGGAGGCCGCAGUGACUGUCACCCCCAGCAGUAGAAAUCUGCAAGAUGUUCCCUCUCAGGGUGGGGUUUCCUCAAACAAAGAAACAGAUGGUGUUUCUACAACCAGAAGAACCCGCAGACAAACAUCAAGAUCCAAAUCGGUUCCAGAGAUGCCUCUUGAAGUUCAGGUGGACCUGAUCUCCCCUCUGCCCAGUCCGGGUGAGCCUCAGAGGACAACUAAGGCAGCCCAGGUCUCAGCCUCCAGCAUGAACCUGCGCAAACGUGUCAUGGACAAGGUUUAUACCAAACCGGUCACACGGAGAAGAAAACUAUGAGGAAGCUACCAGAAUUGAUGGGUCCGAAGGUUCUGUCAGAACCUCCCAUCAGCUGUGCUUGUUCCCCAGUCUGAAGGGAACAGUAUGAAUAAAAACACAGGCUGUACCUUUUUAUGAAUCUUGGGGUCAGCUGUUUUUCUGUUUUAGAAAAAUGAUGCCGCCCCCACCACUGGAGCUGAAUCUGUGUAUAUUCUUUUUACAAUGUUCUCAAUAAAGAUAAUUGUUAAAAGAUAAA